Messenger RNA from Adineta steineri, 234 nucleotides. NCBI's taxonomy places the organism in Eukaryota, Metazoa, Rotifera, Eurotatoria, Adinetida, Adinetidae. The record is from the annotation of a GenBank genome assembly.
AUGUCUAUUUGGUUCAUACGUUUUCUCAUAUUUAUCAUUGUUUGUUUAUCUAUUGCUCAUGCAUAUCCAUCAUCAAUGAACAAACAUAAAUGGUUACAAGGACACGUCGAGCAUCAACCUCAUGCUGCUUACGAAUUAUUACCGGAAAGUACAGAUUCUGAACUGAUUGAAAAUGAUGGUAUUCCACCAUGGUUAUAUCGUUCACGUAAAUUCUGUUGUGCACCACCAUUGUAA